Aspergillus pseudonomiae is the source of this 1350-nucleotide messenger RNA. RefSeq names its product transmembrane amino acid transporter protein-domain-containing protein. Bases 1 to 1350 code for a protein of 449 amino acids. The transcript has 9 exons. Gene Ontology annotation, biological process: amino acid transmembrane transport. Lineage: Eukaryota; Fungi; Ascomycota; Eurotiomycetes; Eurotiales; Aspergillaceae. The record is from RefSeq and is a predicted model, not a curated record. Gene Ontology annotation, molecular function: amino acid transmembrane transporter activity. Gene Ontology annotation, cellular component: vacuolar membrane.
AUGGCUCCCUCACCGGAUCAGCAUGGAAGCACUGUAUUAAGUGACACGAGUCAGGACGCAGAAUAUGAUGUCACCUUCAAGGAUACGGAAAAGCAGCAAGAGGAGAAAGCUCGUCCGGAAUAUCAGGACACCUUUGGUGAUGAAGAAUACGCCGAGGUGAAGUACAAGGUGUUGAGCUGGUGCUUACUGACGGGUUUUAUACAGGCAAUGUGGUUUUCUGAUGGUCGCGGAAACGGUCUCGCUGGGGAUUCUCUCGUUACCCGCCGUGGUUGCUGCCUUAGGCCUUGUCCCUUCAGAUGGCGCUAUCCUCACAUUCAAAGCAUGGCCGAUGCCGGCGAGGUCCUGCUCGGCAAAUUCGGCCGCGAGUUCUUGGGGACUGGUCAACUUCUGCUUAUCAUUUUCAUCAUGGCUAGUCACAUCCUUACCUUUACGGUGGCCAUGAAUUCCAUCACCGACCAUGGAACCUGCUCCAUUGUCUUUGGUGUUGUGGGACUAGUCAUCUCAUAUGUCUUAUGUUUACCGCGCACAUCGGCCAAGGUGUCGUACCUCUCUAUUGCUUCAUUCAUAAGUGUCUUUAGCGCCGUAAUGAUUGUCAUGAUUGCGCUUGGCAUCCAACGCCCGUGGCACGGUGGGGUCCAGGCGACGGUCGACACCAGCCUGUACAAGGCAUUCCUUGCUGUGUGCAACAUUGUAUUUUCUUUCUCGGGUCAUGUUGCCUUUUUUGGAUUUAUGUCCGAACUCAAGGAUCCGAAAGACUACCCCAAGUCUCUGUUUCUUCUUCAGGGCAUUGAUGUCAUUCUCUACAUUGUCACCGCUGUCGUGAUUUACUACUACGCUGGCCAGGACGUCACUUCCCCGGCGUUAGGGUCUGCUAGUCCUGUGGUGCGCAAGGUGGCUUACGGCAUUGCGCUUCCUACCAUUAUCAUUGGUGGCGUAGUCAACGGCCACGUCGCGUGCAAGUACGUCUACGUCCGUCUGUUCCGUGGAAGCGACCGUAUGCACAAGAAGGAUCUAGUAGCCACUGGCUCUUGGAUAAUCCUCAUGUUGCUUCUGUGGGUCGUGGCCUGGGUCAUUGCGGAGGCGAUUCCGGUCUUCAACAACCUUCUGAGUUUAGUUGUACGUCCCUUCGGUUACUCUGCAUUUCUGCAAUACGGCCUCAGCGCCACGUUCUGGCUCUACCUCAAUAAGGACCGACUCUUCGCGACGCCCAUGAAAAUCUUCCUCACCAUCCUCAAUGUCCUUAUAUUCGCAAUUGCAGGAUGCAUCUGUGGUCUCGGCCUGUACGUGUCAGGCAAAGCAUUGCAUGAUGACCCCAGUAGCGCUAGUUUCUCGUGUGCAAAUAACGCUUGA